Plasmodium coatneyi is the source of this 4749-nucleotide messenger RNA. RefSeq lists its product as uncharacterized. Gene Ontology annotation, biological process: RNA splicing. The transcript is spliced from 6 exons. Gene Ontology annotation, cellular component: nucleus; exon-exon junction complex. The coding region runs from base 1 to 4566 and encodes 1521 amino acids. NCBI's taxonomy places the organism in Eukaryota, Apicomplexa, Aconoidasida, Haemosporida, Plasmodiidae. The record is from RefSeq and is a predicted model, not a curated record.
AUGGGUGUCCUAAAACUUAAAAGUGACAAGAAGAAGAGGGAAAAGGAGAAGGAAACCAAAAUAGAUUAUGCAAAAUGUUUAAAAAGGACAAAAAUUAAGGAGCAAAUAAUUAGGAAAGAUUCCGAAAGCGAAUUCGAUCUGUCCAUAUUCGCCAAAACAGAUCAUGCAUCGAAUAAAAUACGACAGCUGAAUUAUGCCAAGCUAGUUAAAGCCAUAAGAAAAAACAAAAAUUUAAUUGCAAAUCAUGUGCAGAAAAUUUUGGAAAUUUACGGAAAGGGUAUUAUAGAUGACGAUGAAAAUGUGCGUAAUUAUUCUUCCAAAAUAUUUUACCAUUUGGUGAAUAGCCAUAUCGAUUUUGACGUCUUCCAUGGGAAGAUAAAAACUUGCUUGUUUCAUUCGCUGAAGAUGGGAAGGGUUUCUUUGAAGGUGUUAAACCUGGAGCUGUGUCAUAGCUUUUUCUUUACGAAGAUUCACUACUGCCAUAAGUUUUUCUAUGAAUUUUUGAGCAACAUUUUGGGAUGCUUCGUUUCUCUGCCGAUAGAGAAGCAGGUCACAACGGUGAAAUACUUCUUCCUGUUGUUCAAGCAUAAAGGGAGAUUCAAACGGGGGGGAAGUAAAUUCCCCAGUGGGGUGAAGCAGCAAGGAAGAGAUGCUUCCAUGGAGGAGACACACAAUGACAUAGCAGAGGAGGAGGGUCCUCCCCAUGGACAGGUCCCAGAUGACCAAUCAACGGGACACCCGGACAACUGCUACGAAUUCAUAACCCGCACGAACAAGCGAAACAGCUGCAACGACCCCUUCCUGCUGAAGAAGGAGAAAAAGACGAAAAUCCAGGUGGGAACAAAAAUGGAGAUUUUCACAAAACUACUGCAAUGUCUGCACAACUUUAUGGAUGAAGUGGUAUACAAUUCGAUGAGCGUAGAUUUGAUUCACCUGUACACGCAAAUUUUAAAAGUAAUAACUUUUAUGAUAAAGAAGAAAAAAAAAACAAUUUUGAAACAAGAAAUGAUGAUCCUAGUUAACAAUUUUUUAAACAGAGCAAUGGGGGUGAUUAACGAGCAUGCAGCUGAGUUAAGUAGCUCCAAAAAAGUGUUAAAAAUGAUUUUCUACUUUGUCCUAUUAGUUUUAUCACUGUGUGGGAAAGAGGCGAACCACUUUGAGGACGCCAAUAGGAAGGUUCCAAUGAACUACGUAGGGUUAGUAAAGUAUUGCCUCUCCAUUUACUUUUACGCCUUACUACGAUGUGACUUUUUUACCGUAGAAAAUGUUGAUCAGCAGAGAAGUGGAGAUACCCCAGAGGGGGAUGUAAAAAGGGGAGAUUCCUUUCAUCACAGUGAAGGGGAAGGUCACACGGAGGUAAACACCCAUGUGGUCAACAAAUUCUCCGAUGGGAAGAGGAAGAAGGGGACACACAAAAAGGUGGAAAAGUACGCAAUGAAGUACUUUCACCUGUUAGUCUGCCUGUACGAAAUGUUUAUUCACCGAAAGGAUAAAAAAUCGCUGUUGCAGGAUGGAGCAUCCCGUGAGGGAAAAACAAGCGGGAAGAACACCGACCAGAAGGACAAAAGCAACAACAGUAAUAUUGCUUAUAGCCAUGCCGAAAGGAUAAUUAAAUUGGUGGAAAAAAAAGUACAAACAUAUGAGGAUCGUGGAGAGAUCAGAGUUCUAUGUGGACUCGUCUUAAAAUAUUUGAGCAACUUUUCGCAAAGUAGUAUCGACCAGAUGGAUCACUUUUGCUACUUUGUAAUUAUCAUCGCGCAGCAGGCAAAUGGGGGGGUGAAUCAAACAGAUUAUGUGGGAGCACCUGUGGGGGGAAGACCCUCCACUACACAACAUCAAAAUACACAACGGAGUAACAACCAGUGGAGGAGUACUGAUCAUUCGGAUGAGGGAGGAUCCCAAAACAGGAUGUCAUCAUUUGCAUUCUUAACCACCCCAUUCGUGAUGGUACUUUUAGCAGACUGUGAGUGCUUCAUAAAUAAUAACUUUUUCGACACGUUUUUCGAAACGUUUAAUGAUGAGGAAAGGAUUAGAACAAUGGAAGCGAUUUCGUUUGUGCAGAAUGGAGGAAGUACAAUCAACAUAGUUACGAGACAGACUUUUGAUUGUUUUGUUGGGAAAUUAUUUCCCAUUUUGUACAGGUGUGAUAGCGCCCUUUUUGUGAAUAACUGCCUUUUUUUCCUUUCCUUCUUAAGUGUAAAUAAGCGCAAGGUGAAGAAGGCGUACGUCGAUUUUAACCAUUGCAUUGGCACCAGGCUGGAAAUGGAAGAGCUGCUUCGCCUCGAUGUAAGGAGCCACUUGGAUGACGUGAUGAAGGAUAAGGGAGAGAUACUGAUUGAUCACUUUUUAGGAAAAAAUAGACACGUCAUCCAGUCCUUUGAGAUAAUUUCUAACCUGUAUUUUGUGUUCCAAAAUAGGAAUAGAAAGUUACUCCUUUUUAUUUAUUUUUUGAUUUUAAAAUUUGAGGAGGGGAGGAGUAGCACGCGCUUCGCCCUGGGGGAGGAGGAAGCCAUGGUUCUUCUGGACCGGGUUUUUCGCACCCCCCUUUGGAAUGACUACACGUGCGUAGCAAACAUUCAUGGUGGGGGGUUCCCUCUGGUUGGUCUAUCCCCUGAGAAGGGUCUCCAGGGAGAUGGGGAGGUCAGUCCAGAUGGGGGGACUCCUCUCCUUUUAUGCGAAGAAAAGUGCACAUUUAGGAUAAACAAGGAUUAUCUAUACAGGGAAGAUUUUUUACUUUUUUUUCUCAAGAUGAGCCUAUCCGAGUGGAAUUUUAUUGUCCGAAAUGACAUAUACACGGUUCUGCAUGUGAACUGUUCAGACGGAGAUGGACACACAACAACGGAUGGGCACUUCUCAGGUGGAGAGAAAUAUGCCAACCUCAUUUUUAUUAUAAAACGAAUGGCAUUCAUCAUUUCGAAUGUUAACAUAUGGAUGGAGAGGAAGGGGAAGAAUUUGAAUAACUCCCUUUUCAUAAUGGACUACUUAUUUGGGGUAAUGGAGCGAGUGGGUUUGACUAGUCUCCCAAUGGGAGGGAAUCCAAACGGUUGUGAUAGAUUGUUUGUACUGGUUAAAGUGGCUUUUCUGUUUUAUUUCGCAUCUUUUAAUUUGUUCCCCUGCUUGUUGUUUAAGAGGAGGGGAAGUUUCCAACCGGAGGGAGGAGCAAUCGACAACGGGAAGGAUCGCAUGGGAAGAGAAGUUACUGACGUUUUGGCGGUUGCCAAGGAAGACGAAUCGGAUUUACAAGCUGAUGAAGCGGUUGGAAAGGAGCAUAUCUACUACCACCACAACGCAGGUGUGACGGUUGACGUGUCUACUUUUGUAACAUUCGUGAAGGAGGCCCUUUCCAAAAAUGGCAACAAAGAAGAAGAAUCCCAAUUGGAUAAGUUCGCAUAUGUAAUGCCGCACUGCCAAAUGGCCUGUAGAUUUUUUGACGUCCUAUUUGAGCAGGGUAUUAUAUACACAUGCAGUGUGAAUGAGGACCUUCAACAAAUGGAAAGUAUGAACUUGGAAUAUAAUCUGAGCACCCACAUAGAAUUUCAAAAAAUGCUCACCAAAAUUGAGAGCAGCAUAACCAUCGUUAGUUUGAGCAGCAUAGUAGAUCUACCCGUAAGGGGUAUCAUCAAAUUGUUGACAAUUACCAUUUUUAAAAUGUCACUUAACAGAAACAUUUUGUAUGCUCGGUUGGUUAACAAUUCGGAUUGCAUCUAUUUGAAUGAGUACCUUUACGAUUUAAAUUUUUUCUUUUUUUUCCAUCAUUUCGUGUCAUGUUUGAUUCAAAGAAUUGGGAGUUUGUCUGAUGGUCCCUUCUGCCAGCGUAGUUACUACUCCAUAUCGUUCUUAAUAGAUACCCUUCUGUGCGCGUACUGCAUCAUGGAGGAGGUCGCGAAGACGAUGGAAAUGACACCCUCUUGGGGCGCAACGACAGAUGAAGCAGAUAAAGCAGAUCAGGCAGAUAAUCCAGAUGGCCCAGAUAUGAUGGCAGAACCCCCACGUGCAGCAGCAAAAAGGAGCCUGCAAAAACUGAAUGAACGACUGAGGUGUACACUGAACGAAAUGGCACAAAAGGAAGAGAGGUACCUUUUCCCGCGGCCGACAGAGAAAAACCUUAUCGCAGGGGAGAUGUCCAAGAGAGAUAGAUUUUCCUUUAGAUACUAUGUUGGGCAUGAAGGGAAAUUCGGCCAUGAGUUCCUCGAGUUUGAAUUCAACUCCAAGGGGAGAUUAAGAUAUGCCAACAACUCCAAUUAUAAAAAUGACAAAAUUAUUAGGAAGGAGGCCUACGUGAGCAAGUCCGUGCUGAAUGAGCUAAAACGCAUAAUUGAAGAAUCAGAAAUUUGCAAAGAAAGCGAUAAGUUAUGGCCUGCCCCGGACAAAGUAGGAAAACAAGAACUAGAAAUUUUCUUAGAUGGGAAUGAAUAUUAUUUUACGACAUCUAAAAUUGGAUCUCUUUCUGAUCUGAAACAGUGUGAUGACCCAGAGGGUCUCAGAGUGUUCUACUACCUCGUGCAGGACUUGAAAUGUUUCGUGUUCUCUCUCAUUUGCUUGCACUUUAGGAUUAAGCCUGUGUGAAGUGAUUCCCAGGGUAGUUCCAAUACCCUUUGUAUACCAGCACAACGGAAUGCUUUGUUAAAACCUUUUUUUUUUUUACUCUUUUUUUAAGUUAAAAAAAAGAGGUAAUAAUGUCUGUGCAUAUGUGUCUGCAUAUACAUAGGAAAGACGUUCCUGUGUGCAUAAUGCCAAAGAAACGUUUAA